This is a messenger RNA of Papaver somniferum (opium poppy), 801 nucleotides long. Its product is annotated as trichohyalin-like. The record is from RefSeq and is a predicted model, not a curated record. The transcript is spliced from 2 exons. NCBI's taxonomy places the organism in Eukaryota, Viridiplantae, Streptophyta, Magnoliopsida, Ranunculales, Papaveraceae. The coding region runs from base 1 to 801 and encodes 266 amino acids.
AUGCCACUAAGAUUAUUAGUGUCAAGGUUCAAAGAACGAAGAGAAGUGCAGUACCCGACACUAGAAGAAACCGGACAGCAGGACAAUGAUACCAUCUCUCAAAAUCCAACACAACAAAACAAUGACCCAGAGAGGGUUAUAAAUAAAGAAGGCAGUGUAUACACGACUGAUCUUGAUAGUGUGGAAGAUGAAGAACGAGUAACAAGAGGAGAAGGUGAGGAUCCCAACAACGAGGAUCAACUAACCAUUCGACAGCUGAGAGAGCGUCUCGCACGAGACAGGCGAAUUGAAAGAGAAUUACUGCAAGGACUCGAACGAAGCAGAGCAAGAGACAUAGAGUCAGCAGAAGAGCGAACAAAUUUGGCAAGACAAAAUGCCUUGUUGAUGGAAGUAAAUCACAGACUGAAUGAGAACAUACAAACGCGAACUCAUACUGGAGAAACAGAAACUCAAACGAGCAGAAGUUCACCAAGGAGAUGGAGGAGACAUCGCAGUGAGGAAAAAGAAGUACAGAACGACCAUGCUGAGUAUGAAAGGGAGGUGCGUGAAAGAGAGCGCGAAAGAGAAAAUGCACGAGAUCUGGAAAUGAGGUCUCAGGAACGCAGAGCAAGAAGAAGAAACCAAGAAAGAAGAGAGAACUUGGGACAAGGAAUGCGAGUGUACAACAGCGAAAAAGGAAGCAGCUCGGAGCGCGAAAACCAAAGAUUCAGAAGAGAAACUAGUCUGGAAAGGGAAACUAGAAUAUCCAUAGAAAUAAGCGCGAUAGAGCAGAGGGAAUUAGAAGCAGUCGCACAGACAUAG